Messenger RNA from Camelina sativa (false flax), 1915 nucleotides. Its product is annotated as F-box/LRR-repeat protein At4g14103. Lineage: Eukaryota; Viridiplantae; Streptophyta; Magnoliopsida; Brassicales; Brassicaceae. Gene Ontology annotation, molecular function: protein binding. The record is from RefSeq and is a predicted model, not a curated record.
AUCUUUACAAAGUCUUUUAGACUUCUUGAAAAGGCUGGCGGCGGCUUAAAGAACUCACUCUUUUUUGCUUCCCUCUUGCCUACCAAGACAGUCGCCGAAACCCUAAAUAUCUACAACAGUUGAGUGAUUUUGGUUGUCACUCACUCAGUGUUGUUGCCUGUUGAAAAAGAUGAAUCGUGGUGGCCCUAGAGAUGUAAUCAGCGAUUUACCAGAAGCUCUAUGUUGCCACAUCUUAUCUUUCCUUCCCACUAAAGAAGCUGCUUCUACUUCGGUUCUGUCCAAAAAAUGGCGAUAUCUCUUUGCUAAUGUCCCUAAUCUUGAUUUCGAUGACUCUGUCUAUGUGAAUCCUAGGGAAGAGAGAAAAUUUCCAACUAGUCCUAGAGAAGUCACGAGAAUGUUUUAUGAAAGAAAGAAUAAGGUCUCUACAAGUUUUAUGGACUUUGUGGAUAGGGUUUUGGCAUUGCAAGGCAACUCUCCUCUACACAAGUUGUCUCUAAAGGUCACUGAUGGUGUUGAUCCACUCCGUAUCAAUUCUUGGAUAGACAAUGUGUUGGAACGCGGUGUGUCCGAUCUUGAUCUAGACAUUGGGUUGGAAUCAGAGUUUUUUCUUACUUCCAAGAUCUUCUUGAGCAAGACACUGGUUGAGCUGAAAUUAACUUUUGGAUAUAGCCCCACCUUGGAUGUUAAAGAUGUUCAUCUCCCAAAGCUUAAGACUCUAUAUCUUAACGUCGAGUCUGAAGAGCAUGGUUUUGGGCUUACUAAGCUUCUUUCUGGCUGUCACAUGCUUGAGGAUUUAGUUUUGGAUGAAAUAUCUAGGUGUAUAUGGGACGAUGCCUCUGUUUCUGUCACUACUCUCAAGAGACUAACGUGUUGCUGGGAAGAUCGAGCUUAUGAUAAUGCAACGAGUGUGUCCUUGGAUACUCCGAAUCUUGUCUACUUGAAGUUUACUGAUACUAUUGCGGACAAGUAUCUAAAAGUGAAUUUUAAUUCUCUUGUUGAAGCCCAUAUCAAUCUUCGGAUGUCAGAAGAGCAGAUGGGUUUGACAGAUUUUUUAGAGGAGGCAACUUUUGAAGAUUUACAGAUACAUUACUCUGAGGGUUAUGGGGAAAAUGAUUUGAUUGGCAAUGCAACAGAGUUUAUAAUGGGACUAUGCAAUGUGAAGAUCCUUUCUUUGUCUGCCAACACUCUUCGGGUACUUACUUACAGUUGUGAAGCGAUACCGCUUUUCAACAACCUGACUCAUUUAACUAUUGAGAGUAAACCAAAAAUAGGAUGGCAGUCAUUACCGGCCUUGCUCAAGAAUUCUCCAAAUCUGGAAACGCUUGUCUUCCAAGGACUCGUUCACAAAGCCAUGGAUAGUUGUGGAGAUGUGUGCUUGUGCAAACCUUGCGAGGAGGGGAUUCCUAGUUGCUUAUCUUCAAGUCCGGUGAAGGUUCUAAAGAUACUGAAAUUUGGUGAAAUUGGUCAUUACUAUGAUGGCAUAGAUAUAAGGCAGAUCAAGUAUUUCUUGGAGACAAUGCCAAAUCUUGAACAGAUGAUAUUGUACUACGAUACACCAGUUGAUAAAGAUGUGAUUGAAGUUUCAAGUCAACUUGAGAGGCUAGUUUCUAAAGUAGCUUCAUCCAAGUGCAUAGUUCAAGUAAUCUCUGACAACCUCAGCUUGUCAUCCACCUUGUCGACAAAUAGGCUCCUCUUCUUUAGGAGUCCCUUUCCGGUUUAAAGAGUAUCCUCCUUUUAUCUCAGAGAAGAUUAAUUUGAGCUUCUCUUGUUUCGGCUUUAUUUUGUUCUAAAGACAUGUGUUUUGUUUUUAGGAUUUUGUCCUUUUUGGCUGAAAAUGUUUAAGUCCAUGUUUUGUUUGUUGCAGUUCGGAUGUUAUAAGAAAUGUAAACAUGAGACCUAGCUUUGUCAAUUGUCA